AUGCUUCCUAGCUUCCUCCAGGAUAGUUACAGGCAGUACAAAAACGACACUAACCGGUUCGCAAUAUGGCUGGUCAACUUUGCGAAGAAGGUUGGCCUUGAACCUGCCUGUCUUUCUUCCACUCCAGCGGCCAAGAGGAAGAAAAAAGAUACCGGUCAGCCUAGGUCUUUCUACCGCCUGACUUACAAUCAUUUAAUCACAGGCUCUGCAUCCAAGGCAGCUAAAUACCAAGUCACUGUAGGGGAGCUUUUGACGCUCGCGCGAGCUAUUUCUAACACCAGCCUCAAAGCGCCCUCCCGGAUGCUCAACGUUGCCAAACGUGCUAUUGCGCUCCGUAAGAAUGUGACUUUGUGGUUUUUAGGACGGGGUCGCGAUGCCGUCGACAAAAGACAUGCCCAUUUUAUUCAGGUUUUGGAAGAAAUCUGCGAGCUUCUUUCCUGGGAAACAACGCCGUCAUCUGGCUCAACGAGCACUGCCCACCGCGACAAGAAACCUACUGGCGUAGUCGAAGAUCACGACUCGUCCGCGCCCGCUUGGGUUAAUCGGUUUGCUUCUCUCGUUGUCGAAGACGCUGAAGAUGAAUCAGCAGCGUCAACUACUACUAACGUUAGUGUUGUCCAGCUGGAAGUUGUCGAGAAUGACGCAGAGGAACCUGAUGACGACUUCCUGUCCCAGCCCUUUUUCAGAAUUCUAUGCUUGCUCCAUGAUUUGUCAAACUGGAGACGCUUUUUGUCCGACACCUGGACUGAAUAUAGCUGCUCCAAGGUCGAUCUCGCGACUGCCGCUGUAGUCACAGACACCGCCCUGCAGCUGGCGCGAGAUUUGGUCCAAGAUGUCUUGGAGGACCUCCAGCACCAAUUCCCUGUAGGAGGAGUAGGCCUGCAACAACUGGUUGUUUCCGUGGCUGCCCAGCUGGCAGGGAUCUCAUUGCACCCACCCCUACCACAGCAGGGCGGCCUGCCUUACAAUGAGGAACUGUCAGAUAUCGCUGAAUUUGCGUUCUUUCCCACCGGAGUCCUGCUACAGUCAUUUCUCGCCGUUAUCAAAAACGGCAACAUUCCAGUUUACAAGCCAGGUUACUACGGCAACUAUAACGCCAAGGCGGAUCGACUCAAGAUGUCCGUUGUCGAAAAAUUCAAUGAGGACAAGAUUCUUUUGCUGGAGCUUCUUCCCGAAUAUUGCGUGGUUGCAAAUUUUGGCGCCCUUUUGCCUGUGCGCGACGAGAUCACCGCCGGCUUCGUCGAGUAUUACACUACUAAAGAUUUCAACUUGUGGCACUGCUUUGCCUCUCAAGUCGUCCUCGACGCCCACCACGCUACUCGCUACUGCCGCCUGAGCGCCGCCGCGGACCUUCGUAUGAGCGGCUUAUGCAUCGCGAGAACCAUCGACGACUAUUUCAAACUAUCCAAAACUCACCCGCACCCGGAAUUCUGGCCCAAAGAGGGAGACCUGGAGAUUGAAGAGAUACGGAACCUCAUCGCGACCUGGAUCGAAGGAGAUCCUCUUUUGGCAAUAAGAAUGGAUGCCUACUCCGUGAUCGACAAAAACAAUCGGUCUGGCGCCCAGCAGCUCUUAUUCUCACGAAACCCUGUCAUUUGCGGUAUCUUGGUCUUCUCCCUCAAGGUCCGCAUGCAGAUCAUCGGGCAGUCUCUCCUGUCGCAGUGGUUCGAUGUGCAGCAGCUGGCUUUCCUCUACAACCUGGUUCAGUUGACUCCCGGCCUCAAGUUCGCUUGGCCAGACAUGGAGCUCUUCCUCAAAAUCCACGGAGAGAGUAACAUCUUUGUCGGCGAUCGACCAAAAGACGCAGCGCAGUCCUUGAACCGACUUGAGCUGGUCACGGGCAUAUCAUCCGCCACCAGGUUUGCCAAAGAUUCUCGGAAGAAGCAAGGAGACUUCCACAAGCCGGACGGCGUAGGCGGCGCCAGGCGUCUAAAGCCUACUGCCACCAAGGCCGUCAAUCUCGUCCGCAACCGAUAUUUGCAACACACCCCGGGAUAUACACCCCUCCGCAGCAUUGAAGCCGCCGAGGUCGGCAAAUUUCUCGAAGAGCUGUUUAAGGAGUCUACAAUGACAGCCGUCUCCAAAACGGCCAGUACAAAUGGCCCUAUAGCCCAAACACGAGCCCUUCUGGGUCGCAAGUGGCGCAAUACGCGGCAUGUCGGCACCCUCCAGCUCCUUGCAGUGCUAAAGGGCAAGCUGUUUGAGGAGGAGCCAAUCCUCAUGUUCGACUACUUCGGCAUGCACAAGCGGUCCAUGGAGCUCUUCCGCCUAAUCAAGGCAAAGGAGCACCAUAAAUUCGUCCAGUACUUCACCGAGCGGUACAUGCCGUCCGACGCCUUCUUGCCCAAUCUGACCAUCCUUAUCCACCAUGUUGCGCGCGGCUCGGCCGAAUCCGGGAAGGCCAUGGGUCUUGGGAGCACCUCCGGCCGCGACACGUUUCAGGUUAGUCGCAUGGUGACGAGCUGUGGGGAGGUAAUGGAGUCCUAUUUGAAGAACAACGGCGAUGCGACGAUCAAGUACUUGAAGCUGUUCGCUAAGAACAAAAAGCAACUGCUGGCAAUAGUCGAAGAGCAUCAGGCCGCCGUCGCACCAGAUGCCGGGGAAGAGAAGUACUUUGCUUGGUUUUGCACGGACCAGUUUCUUGGCCCAAACGAGAUGGAGUCACUUAAGACAGGCAUUCCGUUGGCUUAA
Molecule: messenger RNA, 2691 nt
Organism: Pyricularia pennisetigena
Lineage: Eukaryota; Fungi; Ascomycota; Sordariomycetes; Magnaporthales; Pyriculariaceae
Exons: 3
Coding region: 1-2691 (896 amino acids)
Source: RefSeq, a predicted model, not a curated record